Oryza brachyantha (malo sina) is the source of this 2423-nucleotide messenger RNA. RefSeq lists its product as uncharacterized. Lineage: Eukaryota; Viridiplantae; Streptophyta; Magnoliopsida; Poales; Poaceae. The record is from RefSeq and is a predicted model, not a curated record. Bases 261 to 2234 code for a protein of 657 amino acids. The transcript is spliced from 16 exons.
CACCGUGAGAUCCUGCGGCGCGCGACGCCGACACCUUCCCCACCAGUGCGGCCCCCGCGGGAGGCGAGGAGGUGGAGGUGAGGUCCCGUGUGGGGGGAGGUCGGGGGCGUCUCGGGACUUGGGCCGCAGCGGAAACCGCCUCCCUUUCUCCUCCCCCCACCUCAUCAUCCUCUCCUCUCCUUCCUCUCCCACUCCCAACGCUGCUCCCCUCGCCGCUGCCCUCGAUCGAUCACUCUCCGCAGCCGCAGCCGGCGGUGGCCAUGGAAUCCGACCAGUCCAACUCCGCUGCAGGAGGUAAGUCGCAGAACAGUUCUGUACCACCUGUGGAAGGUGUUGCUGGAGGAGGGACUAGUUAUGGAUGGGUGGAUGGAGGUUUACAGGGGUCGAGUUUAGGUAAUGGUGCAAUUGACCCUACAAAGGUACACUCAGCAGAUCUAUUGCACGUAUGGUCUAUGCCCAGCACAGCAAAUGUUAGCCAGCAAGAAGCACCUCGACCUCUGGAACAUGUUAACCUUUUGGCAGCAAGGAAUGAAAGGGAAAGCUUCCAAAUUGCUUUACGUCCAAAGGUAUCAUGGGCCACUUCAGGUAUUGCAGGAUCUGUGCAGGUUCAGUGCACUGAUCUUUGCUCUUCCACUGGAGACAGGUUAGUGAUCGGUCAAUCUGUAACCUUGCGACGUGUGGUGCCUAUGUUAGGUGUACCAGAUGCUCUUGUGCCACUUGAUCCACUGAAUCCACAAAUAAACCUACUUCCAGGAGAGACAAGUGCAAUAUGGGUCUCACUAAAUGUUCCUUGCGGACAACAGCCUGGUCUAUAUGAGGGUGAAAUAUUUAUUACUGCUGUGAGGGCAGAAGCAGAGUCUAGAGGAGAGUCCUUGACAAAAUCUGAGAGAUACCAACUUUAUAAAGAAUUAAGAAGUUGCAUUGACAUCACUGAACCCAGAGACUUCUCAUCAUCAGAGGAAAUGGUGCAAAGACUUACAUCUGCUUCAACCACGCUGAGGAGGAUGUUAGCUCUUCCAUCAUUCCAGGACUGCCAGGAGAAUAAUGGAUUAGGAGAUAUGAUGGAUGAAGAUGUUAUGAACAAUGUGGCAGUUCGCUUGAAGUUAAGCCUUACCGUUUGGGAUUUUACUCUCCCACUGACACCUUCUCUACCUGCUGUUUUUGGCAUAUCUGAAACCGUGAUUGAAGAUCGGUUUUGUUUGGAGCAUGGUACCGAAAGUUGGUAUGAUGCACUUGAUCAUCACUUCAGGUGGCUCCUCCAAUACAGAAUCAGUCCAUUUUUCUGCAGAUGGGGAGAUAGCAUGCGCAUUCUAGCAUACACGUGCCCUUGGCCUGCUGAUCAUCCAAAGGCGAAAGAAUAUUACUCUGAUCCAAGAUUAGCAGCAUAUGCUGUACCAUACGCACCUAUCCUAUCAAGCACUGAUGCUGCGAAAAAUUCCCUGCGAAGAGAGGUUGAAAUCCUAAAAUCGGAGACUCAUUGGUCGAAAUCUUACUUCUAUCUGUGGGAUGAGCCAUUGAAUAUGGAACAGUAUGAUGUAAUUCGCAGCAUCUCUAAUGAGUUACAUACUUAUGCAUCUGAUGUGCGUAUUUUGACAACUUAUUAUUGUGGUCCAAGUGGCUCCGAACUGGUUCCUUCUACAUUUGAGGCCUUUGCGAAAGUUCCAAAUGUUCUACGCCCACAUACGCAGAUAUUUUGCACAAGUGAAUGGGUUUUUGGCACAAGAGAGGACUUAGUGAAGGAUAUUGUUGCUGAACUACGACCUGAUCUUGGUGAAGAAUGGUGGACAUAUGUGUGUAUGGGGCCUUCUGAUCCUCAACCAAACUGGCACCUUGGGAUGCGUGGAACCCAGCACAGGGCAGUGAUGUGGAGAGUGUGGAAGGAAGGUGGAACAGGAUUCCUUUACUGGGGUACAAACUGCUACGAGAAGGCUAUGAUUCCAAGCGCAGAGAUUUGUUUCCGACGUGGUCUUCCUCCUGGCGAUGGGGUUCUGUUCUAUCCUGGUGAAGUGUUUUCUGCCUCACAUGAACCAGUUGCGUCCACUAGGCUAGAGCGCAUUCUCAGUGGCAUGCAGGACAUCGAGUACCUGAAGCUUUAUUCCUCGAGGUACGGCAGGGAGGAAGGUUUAGCUCUCCUUGAGAAGACAGGCGUGUAUCUCGGGCCAGAUCGUUAUGCACUUGAUCAUGGACCAAUUGAUGUGAUGCGUGGUGAGGUAUACCGCACUUGCAGGUCUUAGGGCAGAGCUAUCAACUUCUGGCGUUCCACUGUAGCACCCCUCCUGUUGUUGUACAUAUGAUCUCUCAUGUACUGGAACUUAGCAUCAAAUACUUAUUGAUGAACGCAUCAAAGCUCCGUUUCACGCUCACCUGUUCACUCCAUUCCACGGUACCUAUGAUGCUGCCAGCGUGCGGCUGCAGCACACGAA